AACUGGCAGUCGUAGAGCGAGCUGUCAAAUGCUUGUUGCUUGUGUCAAAUUUGUGCUACAAAGUAACGAAGAGAAAUCAAGCACCUUGUUGUUUUCCUGUUAAAAAGUGUCUAUAGCUUGGUAAUACGACAAUAAUUAAGUGGACCAUUGAACAGCACCUUGUUCUCUUUACUUCACGUGAUGACGAGAUCACCAACAGAAAGUGCUUUUCAAAAAACAUCUCCAACUUCAACCUGCUCUCUGGUCUAAAUGUGCAUGGGAAGCCAACCCUCCCUUCUAGGCCAGGCCUGAGCAGUGCCGGGAUACUUCAGCUGCAAAUCUUCAGCCGCCUCCAAUUUAUUUCUGAACAACUCCAGUGGCUAAGGUAUCCCAAGGGGAAAGAUUUACUGGAGGGAAGAACUACCAAAGCACAAAUUGUGAAAAGUUGGCAAAGUCAAUACCAGGUCAAGUCUUCAUGAAUAUUCUUUCAAGGAGUGCCAUUGCCUCGACAUACUAUUAAUGAGAGAGUCCUUGUCAGUGGAGGAGGAUAGACACACCGUUGUAUCACAGAGCAAGCCCUCAACCCUUCCAGAGGUUUCCCAUUGGUGCAAACUGAUUGAUGAGUGAUUGCUCGUUGAUCGAUUAGCCUUCCAGCUGAUGCAGUGAGGCCAGUCUGGUUGCUUCAUAUGAUUUGUAAACUUUUCAAGCACUAAUCAGACAGAGACAAAAGUUGUAAACUUUUUUUUAAUGUGUUGCCGUUUUUUGAGUUAAGAGUCAACUCAACUGAUACAUUGGACUGGCAGCGUUCGAUUGGAACCUCUUGACAUGGCUCUCAAUAUAUCUUCAGUAAGGGACACAAAAUGGCUGACGUUGGAAGUGUGUCGGCAGUUUCAGAGAGGAACUUGCUCACGGAGUGAUGAGGAAUGCAAGUUUGCACACCCACCAACGAGCUGCCAGGUUGAAAAUGGAAGAGUUAUUGCCUGCUUCGACUCGUUAAAGGGUCGUUGUUCAAGAGAAAACUGUAAGUACCUUCAUCCACCUUCUCAUUUAAAAACCCAGCUGGAGAUUAACGGACGCAACAACCUCAUCCAGCAGAAGACGGCAGCAGCCAUGCUGGCCCAGCAGAUGCACUUCAUGAUCCCAGGCACGAGCAUGCAGCCUGUACCUGCGUUCAAUGUCGCCCAGGGGCUUGGUACGAGCCCAGGUCUCAGCUACUCUCCUUACCUUACACCCAUGACCUCCAUGAGCCAUGGGAUGAGCCUGAUACCCACGGAGCUGCUCCCCAACACCCCAGUGAUGGUUCCUGGAAGCCCCCCGGUCACACUCCAGAGCUCAAACUCGUCCUCCUCUUCCCCCUCACAGAAGCUAUUGCGCAUCGACAAACUGGAGGUGUGUCGUGAGUUCCAGCGGGGGACCUGUGCGCGAGGCGAGACGGACUGCCGCUUCGCCCACCCCAGCGACAGCCCCAUGAUCGACACCAGUGACAACACCGUCACCGUCUGCAUGGACUACAUCAAGUCGCGCUGCUCCAGGGAGAAGUGCAAGUACUUCCACCCCCCUGCACACUUACAGGCCAAAAUCAAAUCCUCUCAACACCAGGUCAACCAUACGGCUGUGGCAGCCCAGGCAGCAGCUGCAGCCAUGACUCAGUCGACUGCCAAAGCAAUGAAGCGAACCUUCGAGGCAACUGUAGACCUGCAGGCAUUCCCUUAUGGCUGCCUGCAGCCCCUACCAAAGAGACAAGCUCUGGAGAAGAACCACGGGGCCAGCUCCUUCUUCAACCCCAGUAUGUUGCACUACCAGCAGGCUCUGGCCAAUGCACAGCUCCAGCAGACAGCUGCGUUCUAUCCCACAGAUCAUCCUCAAGUAACUAACAGGAAAGGAACAGAGUGUCAAGACGCUGCCCUUAGAGGUCCCAAACAGCCCGUCUGUAAAUACUACAUUUGCUCCACAAGAGAACUACAGCAACCUGCAUGCUGAGAAGAAGAUUAGAGGCAAUGUAUAACAUUGAGCUAUGGUAAAAUACAUAUAUAUAUAUGAUAUACCAGUGUUGCUAGGACUACUACCAUUACUGAUAUGUAAAUGUAUGAUUUUAUUAUAUGUAUACACACAUGAUUGGGGAUUCUGAAAAUGUAAUUGUAAAGGUUUUCAACAAUUACUUUUAUGACCUUUUUAAUGUUUUGCUAAAACUACACAACUCACCCAAAUCAAACAUUUUUUUUUUUUGCAGAAUUGAUUGUGCAUCUUAAGUGUUUGAUUCCUUUUAUUUAAAACAGACCAUUGAAACGCUUUCUUGUUUUUACCCCAUAUACAAAUGUACACUUGGCCUGUGCAUCAGGCUGGAAGGAGUGCUCUUCUUGUUCUUGUAAAGGAUGAAUGUGACGGAGGAUGUAUAGUCUGUUGUUGUUUAUCCGAUGGUUGUUCUCUGAGUAUAGGAUCACUGCUCCCCCUCCCGGUGUGCCUUGGUCCCUUUAUGAUGAAGGAAUAAGACAUUCUUCUACCUUUAUGGUGGCCAAAUGGCAGUGAUAUAAUCAGCCACUAAUUCCAGAAUUGAUCAUGAAUCUAGCGAUCACUGGUUCCAAGUGUCUGUUUGCGUUGCACUGUUUGCGUUAUGUCUAUUGGGCCUUGAGUAUUUUAGCAUUCAUCCAAGAAAUACCAGAUGUGCCAAUGACCUAGCAGAGUGAUUGGUGGGCUGAAAAUAAGCCACCUUAGAGGAUUUGAAAGUCUUGAGUAAGAGUUUGGUGAGCUAUUAGACAUUUAAAGGGUGAGGUGGUUUUACUCCGAGGCCACAGACAUUUAAAGGGUUAGGUGGUUUUACCCCGAGGCCACAGACAUUUAAAGGGUUAGGUGGUUUUACUCCGAGGCCACAGACAUUUAAAGGGUUAGGUGGUUUUACCCCGAGGCCACAGACAUUUAAAGGGUUAGGUGGUUAUACUCCGAGGCCACAGACAUUUAAAGGGUUAGGUGGUUUUACUCCGAGGCCACAGACAUUAAAGAGGGAACAGAAUGAUAAGACUUCAAAAGAAAGGUACAGUACAUGUGGUGAUCUUUGUUUAAAAGGCUGACUUACACACGACGGGAGGUCACUUGUUGAUCCGGUCUUAUUUUAACUGUAGAAGUGCCUAAAGUAAUGUGUAUAUAACAUGCAUCUUCAAAAAGGCUGUGUGAAAAAAAAAAUAUAUAUAUUCCAAAUUUAAAUAGAAAACCCUCACAAUUUCUCAAAACACUCCACACUCUGACAAUAAUCACUUCUGGAAGAAAAUGAACACCUGUUUUGUGUGAUGUGAAUUCAGUGCAUUGGUACUCUUUGUACAGCGGGUUAGUUUUCACUGCUUUAACUUUUCAUUGAUCAUUGACUUUUUAUUUUAAACAUUUUUUUAAAUGUCAAUAUCUGACAGAUCUGAACAUGACUGCUUUGGCAUGAUGUUCAGUGAGGGUUCAUUAUGUAACAUGGUUUAGCUUCAUGAGUUGAAUGUUUUUUUUUUUUUGCGACUAAAAAAAGUGAUUGGAGGUUAGAAAACCGGAUAUGUAUUGUAAUUCUAUGUUGCUAACUCAUUCUUCUCUUUAUACAGCUGUCUUUAUCAUAUCCUCACGUUUACUGCAUUGAUAUCAUAGUCUAACAUCUUUCAAGUCUAACAUCUUUCAAGUAGAAUGUAUCACAAUACAUGUUUUGGUGGUAGGACGUGGUCACAUUACAAAUGUAAUGAAACUCGUAUAACUCUACAUAUAUUAUUGUCAAAGCUUCAUUGUAUUUACAAACUGGUCUAUAAAACUAGCACUUACAAACAGAAGACAGAUUUAUCCACCAGUGCAAAGUCUAUACAUGUUAUUUACAGUAGGGUAUAAAAGACUAAUGAAGCCAGUUAUUUACAGAAGGAUAUAAAAGAUGAAAAUAAAGUAAAAAAUAUUGAACUAUUUACAAUUUAUCUACGCAUACCAUUAUUUUACCUUUUUGCUCAAACUUGUAUGUUUUAUUUACUCUUGAAAUAACAGUUUAAAAAAAUUCACACAGGUGCAAACUCGAAAUGUUACCCAGUCUUUCAUUCUCCCCUUUUCAUUUUGUGUGUGAGUGAAAUCUGUCUGUAAAAAUUAAAAAAAAAAAAAAAAAACUCAACAGUAUCACAAGGAGAUUUUUUUUCCCAUGAUGUUUGAUCAAUUCAGACAAUCAACAGUGAGACUCCUUCACUCAUGUCCUUUCCAUCUGUCUUUUUCCAUCACUUUUUUUAUUUAAGAUUUUCAGAAAAGUUCAUUUUUAUGUAACGUUUGAUGGAAAUAAAUGGAAUAUACUUAGUUUUAUUUGUUUAACAUUAGUUAUUGAACAAUGUUGUAUUCUAUUUUAAAAUGAAUGUAAUUUAUUAAGCUGAGCUUUGCUCUGCUGGUGGUUCCUCAAAGGACCUGUCCUGUCACGUUAGCCUAUGAAAAACCAUCUGUGAUCAGGGAUGGAAUGUUGGAGCUGCCAAUGGUAAGCUUUCACAUCUCGUCCUUGUCACUGCCUUGUCACUUAUACAGGACAACACACUGCAGUACGAGCAAGGUUGUAGAAUUGCUUUUAUUAUGUAUAAAAACUGUUUAUUGUAGAGGUCACAGUCUACCAAAAAAAUAAACAUUUAAGUUAAUGUACUUUUCAUUGUAGUACAGUAUAAUUUCAUAACUAUAUUAAUUUUUCUCCUAAAGUUGCAAUUACGGAAGCUCUGUAUUUUUGGAAAUUAUGUAAUUGUUAUGCAUUUCUAGAGCACUGCAACACACUAGAUUGUAUUGCCGGAAUCUGAACAUUUCCUAUGUUAUGGCAAAAACAAUAUUUUCAAAAUCAUGUUGCCUUGGUAUCACAAAAUAUUCAUUUUGCAUUUGACAGCCAACCCAUGGCAUUUACAUACAUACCCAUUAAUACAUGCUCUAAUCUUUCUAUUCCACCAGAUAAAAAGUGUCCCUCGACUCAUACAAAGGGAAAACUCAAAGCACUUUUGUUAAACAUAUAGUCUUGGGUAUGGCUAAUGUGGCAGUGAUUCUCCUAAAUUAUGUCAAUGUUUCUAUGAAAAUGUUUAUUUCAGUGUUUAAUUUCAACUUGAUUUUUGCUAAAUGUUUUGAAUGUUGUUAUAGCUAGUUAAAUCUGCACCUGAAAGUCAGUCGACAUUUUAGAUCACCCAAUCAAAAGAGUUGGACAGUCAGAUUGUGUUCACUUUUACUGACCCAAUAGUAACAGGAUUCCUUAGCACUUUGUGAACAGUUGGUAAACUGAUCUGAGCAGACUAGCUUAUUAGUGAUCUUUGCCUUGCCUUUUGAUGUAUUGUUCUUUAAGUUGUUAUGUGUUAGGACUCAUGAAAUAUUAAGGAUUGUAAUUAGUCUAUUGCAAUUUGUGAAAUAUGCUGUUUUAAUUCUCACUACAGUACAUUUUCAUUUUGAGGUCAAAAUGGUAGAUUGUAAAGAGUGCAGUCAAAUAUUUCACUGAGAAAAGCUUGAUGAGAACUGACAGGUGCCAUUCUAAAUGGUGGUGCUACAGUUACUGCAGGGUUAUGUUUAAACUGCUGUGCUGGUUCACAUAUGGUUCCAUCUGUAGUGCCGUACUCUAGAACAGAGGGGACAAACCCUUACUAAUUUUGAAUCUGUUCAUGUGGCAAUUUUAAAUGUUUUAUUUGUGCUCAUUUAUGUUAUAUACAGUAGUUUUGGUAAAUGCAAAAUUGUGUAAAAUCUAAUGUUAAAAAAUAAAUAAAAGUUUAAGUAAA
This is a messenger RNA of Oncorhynchus masou masou (cherry salmon), 5699 nucleotides long. RefSeq names its product muscleblind-like protein 2a. The record is from RefSeq and is a predicted model, not a curated record. Gene Ontology annotation, biological process: regulation of RNA splicing. Gene Ontology annotation, molecular function: RNA binding; metal ion binding. Gene Ontology annotation, cellular component: nucleus. Bases 805 to 1959 code for a protein of 384 amino acids. Lineage: Eukaryota; Metazoa; Chordata; Actinopteri; Salmoniformes; Salmonidae. The transcript is spliced from 8 exons.